Molecule: messenger RNA, 4474 nt
Organism: Westerdykella ornata
Lineage: Eukaryota; Fungi; Ascomycota; Dothideomycetes; Pleosporales; Sporormiaceae
Product: DNA-dependent RNA polymeras-like protein II second largest subunit
Exons: 2
Coding region: 329-4099 (1256 amino acids)
Biological process (GO): DNA-templated transcription
Cellular component (GO): RNA polymerase II, core complex
Molecular function (GO): DNA-directed RNA polymerase activity; DNA binding; ribonucleoside binding
Source: RefSeq, a predicted model, not a curated record
CACUCCCCUUCACCGCACCAACUGCAUUCCCCUGGAGUGUGGCUCGCGUCAUUACGGUGAAGCUAGUGGCAUCGCCGGCUUUCCUUCACCUCCGCGCUCGCCUGCGCCUGGUCGUGUCGCCAUUGUCAGACCUCCCCGCCACCUGGGCGGCCUUCGAGAUCCAUCCACGUCGCGCGAGAUCGCCGGGCGACAUACAAGGACGACACCCAGUUGCGCAUAUCGAGGCAGAACUGAGAAGAGCAGAAGAGCGAUUACAUAGCGCGAGCCGCCUGUAGAUCUCUGGAGGGUUGGACAUUCAACUAUUGCUCACCCUGGAGCAUCCGCCACCAUGGCCGACUACGAAUACGAUGUGGAGGAUGAAUACUAUGACGAAGAUGACCCCAUAAUCACGGCUGAAGACUGCUGGACCGUCAUCACUUCCUUUUUCGAUACCAAGGGUCUAGUUUCUCAGCAGCUCGAUUCCUAUGAUGAAUUCACCCGCAACACCAUCCAGGAUAUUGUUCGCGAGAACGGCAAUGUAAUCCUCGACCAGAACACCCCUUAUAAUCCCGAUGACGGUGGCUCUCCCAUUCUCAAACGCCGGUACCAGAUCUCUUUCGGCCGCGUCUUCCUGGCCCGUCCGAGCCAUACGGAAGGCGAUGGGACAACACAGUCAUUGUACCCCCAUGAAGCACGCCUGCGGAAUCUCACAUACUCUGGGGCCAUGUUGGCCGAUAUCACUAGCAAAGUUAGCGUUGCCAGGGAAGCCCCGGUGGGCAUGACGGAUGGGGACGACGAUGACGAAGAGAUUGAAGGCAUAGGAGGGGUCCGGACGGGAGUGAAGUGGGAGGUUGAAGACACUGGUGAUAUGGGAGACGCUGAGGCGAAGGUGUUCAUUGGAAAGUUGCCAGUCAUGCUCCGGUCCGAGCUGUGUUGGUUGAGGAACCAAACAGAUGAAGCGCUCUUCGCACUCAACGAAUGCCCCUACGAUCAGGGCGGAUACUUCGUUAUCAACGGCAGUGAGAAGGUUCUGAUCGCUCAGGAGCGGAGCGCCGCGAACAUCGUACAGGUGUUUCGGAAGAAGCAAGGGCCUAUCCCCUGGACAGCGGAGAUUCGCAGCGCAGUUGAGAAGGGCACCCGCCUCAUCUCCACCUUCAACAUCAAAUGGGCUGAAAACUCCCUGAUACAGAAGCGAACACCAGGGCCUUUCUGCUAUGCUAUGCUGCCUUACAUCAAGACAGAUGUCCCCAUGGCCAUAGUAUUCCGCGCUUUGAACGUCAUCUCGGAUGAAGACAUUCUUAAUCACAUUGUUUAUGAUAAGAACGACACGCAGAUGCUGGAGUUACUCAAACCCAGCAUUGAGGAGGGCUUGACAAUCCAGGAACGCGAGAUUGCGUUGGACUGGAUUGCAAGGCGCGGAAAUAACACCGGUACAAGGGAUGCUCGACUCAAGUUUGCGAAAGCCAUCAUGCAGCGUGAAUUCCUCCCUCACAUCUCCCAGAGGGAAGGGCAGGAGACCAAGAAAGCUUUCUUCUUCGGAUACAUGAUCCACCGCCUGCUCCAAUGUGUUCUCGGCCGUAGGGAUGAGGAUGACCGAGAUCAUUUUGGAAAGAAGCGAUUGGACCUUGCUGGACCUUUGAUUGCGAACUUGUUCCGGAUUCUAUUCCUCAAGCUCACAAAAGAUCUGUUCAAGUAUCUCCAGAGAUGUGUGGAAAACAAUCAGGAGUUUAACAUUCAGAUGGGUGUGAAGGGCAGCAUCAUCACCAACGGCCUCAAGUACUCCCUUGCGACUGGAAACUGGGGCGACCAGAAGAAGGCAGCGUCGGCUAAGGCCGGUGUUUCUCAGGUGCUCAACCGAUACACGUAUGCUUCGACGCUAUCGCAUCUGCGCCGAACUAAUACACCUGUCGGUCGAGAUGGCAAACUGGCAAAGCCGCGCCAGCUACACAAUACUCACUGGGGCUUGGUCUGUCCUGCCGAGACUCCAGAAGGGCAGGCGUGUGGUCUGGUGAAGAACUUGUCGCUCAUGUGCUACGUCAGUGUUGGUAGCGAGAGUACGCCCAUCACAGAUUUCAUGAGCCAGCGGAACAUGGAACUUCUUGAGGAGUACGAUCCUGUACAGAACCCGACAGCCACCAAGGUGUUCGUAAAUGGCGUCUGGGUCGGCGUGCACUCGAACCCUUCUCAGCUGGUGAAGGUCGUCCAGGAGCUACGACGCAAUGGCACUCUCUCAUAUGAGAUGAGCUUGAUCCGUGAUAUCCGCGACCGAGAGUUCAAGAUUUUCACAGAUGCCGGGCGUGUCAUGAGACCGCUCUUCGUGGUGGAAACGGACUACGCCAAGCCGAACAGGGGAAGCUUGGUGCUCAAUAAGGGUCAUAUCCAAAAGCUUCUGGAGGACCGAGAUAUUGAUACGUCCGGUAUGAAUGAUGAGGAUACCAAUGCGGUCAAAUUUGGCUGGAAAGGCCUCAUCCACAAUGGUGUGGUGGAAUAUCUGGAUGCUGAGGAAGAAGAGACUGCCAUGAUUAUCAUGACGCCCGAGGAUCUCGACGAACAUCGAGAACUGAUGCAAGGUAUCCCGCCAGCGGAAACAUCAGCACCGGACCGCCACAAGCGAAUCAAGCCCAAACCCAAUCCGUCCGUCAAAACAUAUACGCACUGCGAAAUUCACCCCAGUAUGAUUCUUGGUAUCUGUGCCAGUAUCAUUCCUUUCCCGGACCACAAUCAGUCGCCCCGUAACACCUACCAGUCCGCAAUGGGCAAGCAAGCCAUGGGCGUCGCUCUCACGAACUACGCCUUGCGCAUGGAGACAAUGAUGAACGUUCUGUACUAUCCUCAAAAACCACUGGCGACCACUCGAUCUAUGGAAUACUUGAAAUUCCGUGAGCUACCUGCUGGCCAGAACGCUAUUGUGGCAAUUGCCUGUUAUUCCGGGUAUAACCAAGAAGAUUCCGUCAUUAUGAACCAGAGUAGUAUCGAUCGAGGCCUUUUCCGCAGUCUGUUCUAUCGCGCCUACACGGAGCAGGAGAAGCGGAUCGGUGUCAAUGUUCUGGAGCAGUUCGAGAAGCCGUCCAAAGUCGACACGCUGCGUAUGAAAGGAGGCACGUACGACAAGUUGGACGAUGAUGGUGUUGUUGCCCCUGGUGUGCGUGUUUCCGGAGAAGAUAUCAUCAUCGGAAAGACUGCACCUAUUCCUCCAGAUGCUCAGGAACUGGGACAGAAGACCAUCUUGCAUACCAAGCGUGACGUCUCAACCCCUCUGCGUGCAACGGAAAACGGGAUUGUGGAUCAGGUGCUGUUCACGACCAACACCGAGGGUCUCCGCUUCGUCAAGGUGCGUACACGGACAACCAAGAUUCCGCAAAUUGGCGACAAAUUUGCAUCGCGCCACGGACAGAAGGGUACCAUAGGUAUCACUUAUCGCCAAGAGGAUAUGCCUUUCACGAGGGAAGGUUUGACGCCGGACCUCAUCAUCAACCCGCACGCGAUUCCUUCUCGUAUGACAAUCGCACACUUGGUCGAGUGUCUGUUGUCCAAGGUUGGAGCUCUCAAGGGUGCUGAGGGCGAUGCCACCCCCUUCACGGAUGUCACAGUCGAGAGCGUGUCCAAGCUUCUAGUGGAGCAUGGCUACCAGCAACGUGGCUUCGAGGUCAUGUACAAUGGCCACACUGGAAAGAAGCUGCGUGCUCAGAUCUUCUUGGGUCCGACAUAUUACCAGCGUCUCCGCCACAUGGUGGAUGACAAGAUCCACGCACGCGCCCGAGGGCCCUUGCAAAUCCUCACUCGUCAACCUGUGGAAGGUCGUGCUCGAGAUGGCGGUCUCCGCUUUGGAGAAAUGGAACGCGAUUGCAUGAUUGCUCAUGGUGCGGCUGCAUUCCUGAAGGAGCGCUUGUUCGAGGUCUCGGAUGCGUAUACAGUCCACGUCUGCGACAUUUGUGGGUUGAUGACACCCGUUGCACAAAUCAAGAAGAACCUCUACGAGUGCAGGCCGUGCAACAACAAGACGCAGAUCUCUCAGAUCCAGCUCCCGUACGCCGCCAAGCUGCUCUUCCAGGAGUUGAUGGCCAUGAACAUUGCCACUCGCAUGUUUACCACGCGUACCGGUAUCAGUGUCAGAGAUUAGGAAUAAGUAGUACACCUUUUGCCGAUUCUGCGGCUCUAUACCCACUUUUUAGCUGCCGUUUACACGGCUUCAAGAUGUGAAAAAUUCGUCCGCAGUUUUUUGCAUGGCCCUUGGCGUUUUUUGAUUUCAGGCUUGGUGGGGGUAUAUAUUUAUCUUAGGAUUACGGUGCCUGGUUUCCGGCAUCUUUUGGAGACGCGUUUUUGUGCUAUCAAAUUCUUUCGGAUUCGUAUCUUAGAGCAGACGUAUCAUAAAAUCAGUGAAUUGGCUUGUUCCUUGGAAAGGCCUGGCCUGCGGCGAGGAUGCACAAAGUGUAAAGUCAAUUGUACCCUCUUCUUCGAUCCAAGGCAUGGUCGAUAAGAUAGAUAAAUAAAUGAG